Molecule: messenger RNA, 7265 nt
Organism: Anastrepha ludens (Mexican fruit fly)
Lineage: Eukaryota; Metazoa; Arthropoda; Insecta; Diptera; Tephritidae
Gene: numb
Product: protein numb
Exons: 4
Coding region: 1822-3621 (599 amino acids)
Source: RefSeq, a predicted model, not a curated record
AAGAUAGUCUGUCUGCUGUUUGUCAGUACAGUAGAGUAAUUUGAACUGCUGGAACGUACGUACGUGAAGCGCGCUUGCAACGGGUCUUCGGGGCAGGUUUCUCGCGAAUAAAUAGUUUUUUUUUUCUUAUACUUUUGGGGUCCAACUUGCUAGCCAUACUCGAUUAAACGUUAACGCAAUAACGGUACGAUCAGUUAGAAAACGACAUUUUUUGAAGUACUCGCGUUUUUGUAAUCGGGAUUAGUGGAAAAUCCCGAGCUGCGGUCAAGCGGUGGAAGUAAUUGUGCAAAACCGGAAUUUCGCGAGCAGAGAAUUUUCGAUUUUUUUUUUUUCAACUUGACAAGUUAAAUUAAUUUAUUAGCGUAAAAUUAAUGAGUGAAACGCAAAACAAAGGAAAGUUUAAAAUUCAUAAAAUUUAAUAAAAACAAAAAACUACGUAGAAUAAAAUUUAAUAUAAGAAAUAAGGCGAAACUGGUUCUUACACUGAAAUGCUGCCACUGCUUAUGGCCUUUGUGAAUGUUCAAUGAGAAACGAAUACCAAUACCAAUACAUCCAAAAACAACAAAAAAGUAAAAAACAAAAAACUUGACAACAACACUCAAUAACAGCCGUCAAAAUCGACGUGUCGUUAUGAAAACCGGACCUGAAGCGACUGAAAUUCCAAUGUUGACACAAAAAUUUGUAAGAAAUAAGAAGUAAAUAAAAAAGCAGAAAGAAGUAUUGAAAUGACAUUUAAAGCAAAUAAAACACGAAAUUAAAAAAUUCAAAUUUAAGCGGCAGCACCACAAAAAUUAGCAAUAGAAAAAAUACAAUACAAAAAAUUGCAAUACAAAAGCAAAAAACAAAAAUAAAAAAAAAGUAAAUCACAAAUUCCAACGACACCCCCCAAUACAAAACCAACAACAAUAGCAUUGUAGUUUUAAAUGCAGUUACACCUAGAAAAUCAACAAAAUAAAUUCAAAUAAAAGCAAGGUGAGACGCUAGAAAAAAUUCUACAUAAUUUGGUUUGCAAAUUUCCUCAGCUAACAACAAAAACAACAAAAGAGCAGCGGAAAAUCACAAUCAAGCAACAACUAAACGAAUUACAAAAACAAAACAAAAAUUAAAAAGUUAACAAUAGUUGAAACAAAAAUUCCAGCGGCCAAAUCAACCAACUCCUCUCAACUGGAUAUAACACACACAUAUGCACACAAACCCACACUCCUUCGCAUAAAUGUUUUAGCCUUCAACAACGACCCACUCACAACAAAAAUAAAUUGAAACAACCAACCAACUCAAGUACAUUUGUGUGUAAUUGAUACUAAUUCUGUGUGGAUAUUUAAUUAAUGGCAGUUUAAUAAAACCAUAAGCGGCUGUUCAUUGCAAAAACACAUAUAAUAUUUAUUGCAAUAACAAUAACAAUAACAAAAAGAAGACACAGGAAAAAAAACGGAGACAAUCACACACACACACACACUUACAAACACUUAAGCGAGAACAAAAAAAACUUGAUAAAUUUGUGAUAUCGAGAUGUGAGAGACGCAAAAGCAUCCAAAAUUACUGAUAGAUCUUACCAAGCAAGCAAUCAGUAAAACAAUAAUAACAACAACACGUUUAAGCAUCGCAAUUUUUUCAAAAUUUAACGGUCAGUCGUAUGCAACAACCCUUAGAGCACGCAUUCGCCGAGCUCUAACGCGCUAACAAGCAACAGUGAGUCAGUAAACGAGCCAGUCAGUCAGCCAGUCAGUCAAGCAAGUGAGCACGACCAGCCGGAAAGCACGACAGGAAGGAAGGAAGGAAACGGGUCGACAGUAGUAGCGGAGCGCUCAAUUUAAUACCGCUAUGGGAAAUUCAUCGUCACACACACACGAACCACUGGAGCGCGGCUUCACACGCGGAAAAUUUGGUGAUGUUAAAAAUGGGAAAUCCGCAUCAUUUCGCUUUAGCAAGAAAUCACCAAAGAAAAUGGAUCGCUUGCGUCGAUCCUUUCGUGAUUCGUUUCGUCGUCGGAAGGACCGUGUACCCGAAUCAUCGAAGCCGCAUCAAUGGCAGGCAGAUGAAGAAGCAGUACGUUCGGCGACCUGCUCGUUUGCGGUGAAAUAUUUGGGUUGCGUUGAGGUAUUCGAGUCGCGCGGUAUGCAAGUUUGCGAGGAGGCCCUAAAAGUAUUGAGGAAUUCGCGCCGCCGACCCAUACGCGGAGUGCUGCACGUUAGCGGAGAUGGACUACGCGUCGUGGACGAUGAGACGAAGGGCCUCAUUGUCGAUCAGACAAUCGAGAAAGUGAGUUUCUGCGCUCCAGAUCGUAACCACGAACGCGGCUUCAGCUACAUUUGUCGCGAUGGCACUACACGGCGUUGGAUGUGUCAUGGGUUUCUUGCGUGUAAAGAACUCGGCGAACGACUCUCACACGCUGUGGGUUGCGCUUUUGCCGUCUGUUUGGAGCGUAAGCAACGUCGCGAUAAGGAAUGUGGUGUCACAAUGACGUUCGAUGUUAAAAAUUCGACAUUUACGCGUACCGGUUCGUUCCGCCAGCAAACAAUGACCGAGCGUUUAGCGCAAGGCGAAACACCAUCGGCUGUUGUGCCACCACAGCCAAAACCCUACAAUCCCUUCGCCAUUGAGCGUCCGCAUGCUACACCUUCAAUGUUGGAACGUCAGGGGUCGUUCCGCGCAUUCAGCACCAUCGGCAGCCAGUCACCGUUUAAGCGACAGAUGUCACUGCGGAUUAACGAUCUUCCGUCCAACACAGAAAGACAGAAAGCAUUUUUAGCGGCUGCCAGUGGCGGCUCGCUUGCCGCUGCACUGGCUACGCCAAAUCGUAGUGUUUCACCAAUACCAGAGAUCUCACCAGCUAAACUGGGCAUCGCAGAUAUGGAUAAUGGCAUCGAUACGGUUAGCCAGUUGUGUCAGGAGCUCAGUCAGGGUCUAUCGUUGCUCAGCCAAACCGAUGCAAUGAUCGCUGCUGGUGACGACCUGAAUUUCAACAACAACUUGAGCAUUAAUCAGAAUAUUAUUGCGGCCGAAAAGACGCAACAACACAAGGGAAUCUCCACACCAACUGCCUUGCCGGCCACCAGCAGCAACCAUAGCAUUACCACUGGCAGUAAAGGAUAUGAAUAUGUCGAGGGUGUAGUCAGUAGCAGCAGUUCAAUGGUUGGUGUAGCCACUACACCUACGGUAUCAGUAGCGCCACGCAUCUCCUCGGUGUCGCCAGUAUCCACCAAUUCACCAGUGCGGACGCCUACAACACCAACGUUGACAAUGACGCCGCCACCACCACCACCACCAACAGCACGUCCUGUGGAAGUGGUCGCACCACUGCCCAAUGCCGAUCAAUGGCUGGGUGAAGUAGUGAAGAAGACAUCGCCAGCAGCCAUCAAACGCGCGCCACGUAUGCUCAGCUCGACUGGGCGUACACAAUCAAUGAGCGCCGCGCCUGCCUUAGGUGUUGAUCCCUUCGACGCCGAGUGGGUGGCCGGCGUUACAAAGCCACUUUCACCCGAUCUGCCUGUGGCGCCCACAAUGCCAGUGGCGACCGCAGUUACGACCCCGGUGAGCAGUACAGCUGCACCAUUACACAGUACCAAUCCAUUCAUUUCACCGCCGAAGGUACCGGCUCAAACAUUCCAGGUGCAGCUGUAGAUAAAAGAGUUGGUAUGAAAAGUACUCGUACUGCUAAGUAGGAGAUAUCAGUGAGGGAGAAUCUAUGGCACGAUUGAUGUGUUCGAGUAAUGGGUGAUGAAGAUUAGCAACUCAAAUAAGACAGGCGAAUGUAGAGCAAAACGAUUGCAGAGACAAUGGGCGACGAAGCAACCAAUCGACUGUCGAGUCGCAUUUGCAAAACAUGUAGCAAACGAAUCCUGGGCUACGUAUGGUUACUUCGGUGUUACUUUCAUUUACGUAUCAAUGCCUAAAUGUAUGCAAUGUUGGACUGUUUUCAAAGCUUUGGCAAUCGCUUCAAUACUUUUGAAUUAGUUCAAACGUGGUGAAAAGGUAACCGAUGCCUUUUGGUAUAGUAUUAACCCUUUAGAAACUGGUUAAAAAUGCAGUUGACUUUAAAAUUGUACAUUUUCAUAAUUUUCUACAUUCCAAAUUAUUUCCACACCAUGCAAAUGGAAACUGGUUGCUUAUGCACUAGUACUGAUCCAGCAAAACCAAUUUGUUUAAAGAUUGCAUUUGUAAUAAAUUUGAAUACUUCUAAAAUAUAUCUGACUAGUGAGAAUACAACUAGUUUCUUUCGGACUAGUCCGUGAAAAAUUGAAAUUUUAAAAGCUUCCGAAAAAAUAUCAAGUUUUUAUAUAUUACUUCUAAAAUAUUUCUGACUAGUGAAAAUGAAACUAGUUUAUUUCAAACUAGCGCUCGUUUAAACAUCAUUUGUGAGGAUUCUCCUAAAUUUUUAAACUUGUAUAAAAGUGAGUGCCUCUUUUUUGAUUCGUAUAUAUUAAUUUGUAUAAAAUUGUAUAAAUUCGUGAAAAUUGUGUUACUCACUUCAUACUGGCAAACAAUUUUUGCAACCUUUUCAAUACUCUUGAAUUAGUUCAAAUCUGGUGAAAAGGAAACCGAUGUUUUUUGGUACUAACCUUUUAGAAACUGGUUAAAAAUGCAGUUUCAUAAUUUUCUACUUUCCAAAUUAUUUCCACAUUAUUCAAAUGGAAACUGGUUGUUUAUGGACUAGUACCAGCCAAAUUAAUUUUUUGAAACAUUGCAUUUUAAAUAAAUUUCUAUACUUCCAAAAUAUUGCUGACUAGUGAAAAAGAAACUAGUUCCUUUCGGACUAGUCCGUGAAAUAUUUAAAAUUUGAAAAGCUUUCGAAAGAAGAGCACACUGCGAUUAAAUGUCAUUUGCUAGUUUUGUUCCAAAUGCUCGAUGCAGCGAUGUUAUAGUUGUUGUGAAUAGUAUUUUAGAGUAAAAUACGGACAGAGAUGGAGAUAGAGUGAUAAAGAGGAACAACGUGUUUGCAUUACACAUAACUAAAUUAUUCAUUUUAAAUGUACUUAAAUAAUUUAUAAAUAAGUUACAGCAGCUGAAGCAGAAUUACUUAAAGUAAUCUGUAAAACAGAGAAUUAACACAGAUUAAAAAUAAUAAAAAAAAAAACACCAGCUGGGCAAAACGCCAAGUGAUAAACGAGACAGCCUAGAAUGGAGCAGAGUGUAGUAAAGUAGAAUAGCGAAAAACUAAAAAAAGACCUUAGAUUAUGUAUUAAAAAUAUAUAAAUCUAAAAUAUCAACUAAAUAUCAAUUACCCGCUGUAAUUAACUAAAAAAUAACAAAAACAAAAACAAAUAAAUAAAAAACUUGCACACAUAUAGGCAGAGAAAAUAAACGCAUUGCAACACACUGUUAAUAGAGUUAUUAAUGUUAAUUGUACUUAAUGAAUGGCUUAUGGAAUGAAGAAUUAAAAAUACAUAUGAAAAAUGAAGAACAAAAUUUAAAUAAAUAAAUUUAAAAACUAAAAUUAAAAAAAUAAAAAACAUAGCUUAUUUAGAGAAAGUUUGAAAACAGCCAGAAAUGCGCACUUCAUGCAUGCAGAGUGGGAUGCCACUGAAAAUCAUACAAUCAGAAACCUUUUAAAAACUAAAAAAAAAACAAUUUAAUUUAUACAGUUAUACAGUUUUGCCGCUGAUGCAAUUCUAAUGUAACAAUGCAAGUUUUAAGUAGUGACUUUUGAGCAUUUAGAAGGCAUGAAAAUGAAACCAAUGUUUUUUGGUGUAGGAUUAACCUUUCAGAAACUGAUUAGAAAUAGAAUUAAAAAUUGGGCGUUUUCAUAAUUUUCUACGUUUCAAAUUAUUUCCACACUAUUGAAAUAUAAACUGGUUGUUUGGGGACUAGUACUAUCCCACAAACCCAAUUUUUUAAAACAUAGCAGUUUUAAUAAAUUUCUGUCUUUCUGAAAUAUUUACAAUUUGUGAAAAUGGAACUAGUUUCUUUAAGGGCUAGUUCGUGAACCAUUGAAAAUUUUCUUUCAUAAAAAUCAAAAAUUAAAAUUUCGGUUAGAUAUAUGAUUUAAAACUAUGCAUUUUCAUAAUAUUCUACGUUCCAAAUUAUUUCCACACUAUUCAAAUGGUAACUAGCUACUUGCGGACUAGUAUUGCUCCUGCAAAAUUAAUUUUUGAAAACAUAGCAUUUUUAAUAAAUUUCUGUCUUUCGGAAAUAUUUGCAGUUUGCGAAAAUGAAACUAGUUUCUUUCGGGCUAGUUCGUGAACCAUUGAAAAUUUUCGUUCGUAAAAAUCAAAAAUUAAAAUUUCGGCUAGAAAUAUAAUUUAAAAUUGUGCAUUUUCAUAAUUUUCUACGUUUCAAAUUAUUUCCACACUAUUCAAAUGGUAACUAGUUACUUGCGGACUAGUAUUGCUCCUGCAAAAUUAAUUUUUGAAAACAUAGCAUUUUUAAUAAAUUUCUGUCUUUCGGAAAUAUUUGCAGUUUGCGAAAAUGAAACUAGUUUCUUUCGGGCUAGUUCGUGAACCAUUGAAAAUUUUCGUUCGUAAAAAUCGAAAAUUCAAAUUUCGGCUAGAAAUACAAUUUAAAAUUGCUCAUUUUCAUAAUUUUCAACGUUUCAAAUUAUUUUCACACUAUUUAAAUGGCAACUGGUUGUUUGGAGACUAAUACUGUUCUAGUAUAGUAUUAACCUUUCAGAAACUGGUGAGAAAAAUAAUUUUCUACGUUUCAAAUUAUUUUCACACUAUUCAAAUUGAAAUUGUUUGCGGACUAGUACUGUUCCCACAAAACCAUUUUUUUUAAUAUAUACCUUUUAACAAAUUUCUGUUUUUCUGAAAUAUUUUCAAUUUAUGAAAAUGAAACUAGCUACUUUCGGGCUAGCUCGUCAAAUAUUUUAAAUUUUUCUUCGUAAAAAUCAAAAAGUGAAAUUUCAAUUAGAAAUUCGAGUAUAAUUUGAAAUUUUGCAUUUUCAUAAUUCAAAUGGUAACUAGUUACUUGCAGACUAGUACAUAGCAUUUUCUUAAUUUCUGUCUUUCUGAAAUAUUUGCAAUUUGUGAAAAUGGAACUAGUUUCUUUCGAACUAGUCUAUGAAACAUUGAACAAUUUUAUUCGUUAAAAUUUAAAUUUUAAAUUUCAAAAUCUGGUGAUAACUGUAAUUUGAAAUGGUAUAUUUUCAUACAAACUGAUUCAAAUGGUAACUGGUUACUUGCGGACUAGUACUGCUUCCACAAAACCAAUUUUUUUAAAUAUAUAAUUUUUAAUACAUUUCUGCUUUUCUGAAUUAUUUCCAAUUUGUGAAAAUGAAACUAGUUUCUUUCAGACUAGUUCAUGAAACAUAACAUUCAAAUUUUUUC